Lytechinus pictus (painted urchin) is the source of this 4794-nucleotide messenger RNA. Its product is annotated as forkhead box protein K2-like. Lineage: Eukaryota; Metazoa; Echinodermata; Echinoidea; Temnopleuroida; Toxopneustidae. Gene Ontology annotation, biological process: regulation of transcription by RNA polymerase II. Gene Ontology annotation, molecular function: RNA polymerase II cis-regulatory region sequence-specific DNA binding; protein binding; DNA-binding transcription factor activity, RNA polymerase II-specific. Bases 69 to 2099 code for a protein of 676 amino acids. The transcript has 7 exons. The record is from RefSeq and is a predicted model, not a curated record.
GUACUUCCGGUUUAGCAAUGUUUUCGUGUGUAUCGGCCAUUUUGGUCUUGCUGUGAUCGAGGGUAGGAAUGGCCACGUUUCGACAGGCAACUGAAAACGACGAUGCCUGGGCCCUUCUGGCUCUUAAAUCUGCCCCAGCGAGUCCAACAAGGAUUCCUUGGAAUGAUGGUGGUCAAAAAGGAGUCAUUCUCGCCCGGUUAGAAGGCAGAGAAUUUGAGUAUUUAGUCCGUAAGAACAGAAUCACAGUUGGCCGAAACAGCAAACAAGGGGAGGUCGAUGUAAACAUGGGACAUUCGAGUUUUAUUUCACGUAAACAUCUCGAAAUAAUUUGCGAAAGCCCGAACUUUUUCUUAAAUUGCACUGGAAAAAAUGGUAUAUUCGUGGAUGGCAUAUUCCAAAGACGAGGUGCUCCACCCUUGCAGCUGCCUAGGACAUGCAUCUUACGGUUUCCCAGCACAAGUAUCAAGAUCAUGUUCCAGGCAUUAAUCAGUGAGUCGGCACCCCCUGCUCCAGCACCUCCGGUUCCUCAGCCUCAGCAGCCCCCUCCUGUACCCGUAGCAGUCAAGGAGCCCAGUCCUGUCAAACGAAAAGCCAUGAUGCCUCCCUUGAAGAUAGACAUCCCGCCUUCCGAUGCAACCUAUGCCAGUCCGUACCCAUCUCCCACCGGGACGAUAAGUGCUGUCAACUCAUGCCCUACAAGCCCUCGAGCUGGGACCAGUCAGAAAGCCAUGAUGGCUCCAGACCUAUCCGCAGCGGCAUUUGCUGCAGCUGCUGCAGCUGUCGAUGAGAAGGAAGGCCACUCGUCCAGUAAUGACGUCGGUAGUCCCCGGGACGAGACCAAGCCGCCCUACUCUUACGCCCAGCUCAUAGUCCAGGCUAUCAUGUCGGCGCAAGAUAAGCAGUUGACUCUUAGUGGAAUUUACAGCUAUAUCACAAAGACAUAUCCGUACUACAGAACAGCAGACAAGGGAUGGCAGAACUCAAUUCGGCACAACCUGUCGUUAAAUCGGUACUUCAUCAAGGUUCCGCGAUCGCAAGAAGAGCCUGGCAAAGGGUCAUUCUGGCGGCUUGACCCCGGGUCAGAGGCUAAGCUAAUGGAUCAAGCUUACAGGAGAAGAAGACAAAGGGGAGUGCCUUGCUUCAGGACACCCUUUAGUGGGGUCUCAUCAAGCCGUUCUGCGCCAUCAUCACCUACCCAUGUCACACAGUUCAGUGGGACGUUUACCCCCGAUUCACUCUCGAGAGAAGGUUCACCUGCACCGCAGAACAUGAACAAUGCUGGCGGAGGUGGCGAUGGCCAAGAUCAUGGUCCGCUUGAUCAUCAGAGGUUUACACAAGCCAUGCAGGAGGUGAAGGUUAGUCUAGUUAGCCCCGGAUCUCCUAUCAAUACCACGACGGGUGCUCAGGCUGCUAGCCAUGCUGCCCAUAUGGCAGCCCUCCCCGGAGGUGGGGGGAUCAUACCCCUUUCAUCCCACGCCGCCCUGGCAGGGAGCGCCCCACCUCAGGGCGUACCUGUUGUCGCCAUCCACCCUCAGAUGGCCUCUGUGAUCACGUCAUCGCGGACGCAAGGGGCUGCGCAGGCAUCGCUCAGCAACGGUCAUGUCACUUCGUCUGCUGGAGGAUUCAGUCACCAGGCGAAGGACAGCUCCACCGCUGGAGGAGGGGGUAGUGCUGGUGGAGACAAGAAUGGCAUAGAAAUGAAAGUGGAAGAGAAGCCAUCGGCUGGUUUACCCCCUGCAACCAUCAUGUUGACGCAGCCCCAUCUGAAAGCAACCAGUUCCUCGUCCGCUCAGCCGGCAUCCUCCGACAGCCAUCACGUCGUUACCGUCGCAGGUACGUUCCUCCCUCCUGCCAGCCACUACCGACCCCCUCCUCAACUCCCCGUAGUGGCCAACUACCAUCACAGCAUGGAAAUGGCUCUCCCUCAGACCUCCAGCCAGGCUGCCACUUCCUCGCCCCUUGUCAUGCUGGCUACGACGUCAGCCGUGCAGCAGCUGCAAGGUCACAUGAAGCGCCCUCUAGAUGGCAUCAAGGAAGAGACCGAUGGACAGGAUGGUGUUGAGAGUAAAAGAAUCAAGGCUGAUCCGCAGGAGGGUUGAGAGAGGACAUGGCAUCAAUGACCAACUUGGAUAUAGAAGCAGUGCAGGUCAUUCAGAAAAAAAGGGAAGGGAGUGUAACAUCAUUGAGAGGGUACCUUAAAAGGUUGUACAGGGCUAUUUUAAUGCUGUCGGGAUUAUCAGUAGGAAAAUGGAUGUCGAGAAUAGGGUUGAUGGAUUUGGAGAGAAUGACUUUGUAAUUAGAUUGCCUUCCUAUGGAAUUGCAAAAUAUAUACUCUGGCUUUACCACCAAAUUAAUAAAUAUUCAUAUGUAUAUGUAUAGUCCAUUCAAAAAGGGACAGCUCGAAUCAUUGGAUGACUGGACUUGUAAAAUUUAUUGGUUUUUAGAAUUUUUUGUUCUGUGUACUUCAGAUAACUAUUAAUUUAAUCGCUUUUUUUUCUUGUUUUCCUUUCAUGAUUCUGUGUGAUUAUUUUAUGAACAUUUAUUGAGAUCAUGGGGGUUUUAUGCCCACAGUGUUCACUUUUCAUUUUUUAUUAAUUUUUAUUGAUUUAUCUUUUUAGAGAUUUCGAGGGGUAUUACUAGUAUAAGCCACAUGUAAUUACUUCAAGAUUCUAAAAUUGAGAUUAAUUUUGAGGAUUACAGCUCAGUUCUGUAUUCAUGAUAGGACAAUGUUUUUUUUAUUAUCGAAAUUGCUACUUUUCAACAUUGGUAAAACAUGUAUGAAACACAUUGCUCUAUAUACAUCACAUUUUAUCAAAAUAUGAUUGUAAAUUUGCUUCAAAGCUUAUGGCACUCUGUGAAUAUCAUUUAGUAUAUAAUCAUACACACGAUAUGAGUUCCCUGUGGUGUUUUUUUAUAUGAUCCUGUGUGGGUAGUCAGUGAUGCAGCUAAAGUAGUGAAAGUAAAAAGUUUACGAUGCUAUGCUUUAUGGAGAUGAAGUUUCAUGAUUCGUUACACCUUGUUACAGUAUAGGCUAUGUUAUCAAUGUGAUGAUUUCUUAGGCAAACAAAACGAUGAUUAGGAUGAUUGUAAGAAUGCUGAAAUAGGGAUGGGCUUGCAAUAGUGAAUUUUAAUUGGUUAAUUUCUUACAUGCUUGCUAAUAGUUGGUCCGUAGAGGGGGGUAUUCUGCUUGUUAUUUUUUCUCCACACUGGGAGCAUGUAUUGAAAAAGAUAGUGAUGCUAACUUUCGCUGUGUGAGCUGUCGUCAUCGCAGUUCUUUACAGUGCAUUUGGAUAAAUAGACACGUGUAAUAAAAGCAGUAAAAUGCAUGUUAUGACAUACAUCUGUAUAUACAUGUGUUUAUUGAUUUUAAUCUGAUAUGUUACUUGUAUGCCUUAAAGAUUCAACCCAGUAUUGUAAAAUUCAUAGAUGUGGCUACUCUGUGAAUUGUGUUCAAUGCCCUUUAAUUACUUUUUGCCUCGUGAGGGCAAUAGGUGGUAUACCACAUGUAUUGACCAGUUUGUACAAAGCUGUUGGCAGUUGGGCUUUUUUGGAAUGUAAACAUGUUUUGCUUUCAUGAACCGUGAUCACAUGUGAUGCGAUCGACUCUUCUCAGAUGUGUAUUUUAUGAUUAUGAAGUCAGUGGAUGUAUAGUAGUUAUUUAGGGGAGAAACUGAUUAUGCACUGCUGAACAAAUUAUUCUGUAUUUAUUAUAUAUGAAUUAGUGAAAUCGCUACAUGGCCCCGUGCAUUUUGAUAUAGCUUUACGUAAACUUGACAAUUAUUUGAUUGUUAUGAUUGCUUAAUGUAAAGCAUAUAAAUACAAUUUACCUUUUUUGUAAAAUUUGUUUUUUUAAAUGAUCACCAUCACCCAUUAGUGAAAUUGUAUUCUAGUCAAACUGGUAUUACUCUAGUGUUUGUUGAUUCCCAGUGCCGCAUUUACAGUACAUGUAUGUGAUUUUGCCUGACGCUGUGAUAGAAAAAAAUGUUAUUCAUAAAUGUAUGUUAAUUACCUGAUCAAUCAUGUUGGCCAUGAAUAGGUUGAUGAUUUGUAAUUUUCUGAUGGAUAGGUCUUGUACUGUAAAAAAAAAACACUUCCUGCCGUGAAUCAAGUGUAAGUUCGUCUUUAGGGGGAGACAUCCAGUGUGUAAAAGACAGCAGUUAUGUAACAGUAUUGGAAUAGUUUCUUGGUUGAUGCGACAAGUCCUUGCCCUCAUUCCUCCAUAUGUAGGUCAUGUAUGCCUUGAUAAGCCACUUUGGGCCAAUAAUUGUUCAAUGGUUGCAUUAUUAGUAUGAUCAUUUCACAUCAAAUCAAACAAUCCAUGGAUUAAUUGUCUUCGGAGCAAAACGGUUUGAAUCCUCAAGUCGAAAUCCAUUAUACAUGUUAAUGUAAAUGGAUGAAUAAUUGAUGAAUAAGGGUAGUGGGAUUGUAAAUCAUGUCCUCGGAAUAUUUUUAUUCUUAAGAUGAAGAGCGUUAGCUUAUUAUUAUGUGGGUAAAUUGUACGUCCUGAUCCCGAAGGUACAUUGCGAGUAAGAGAAGCCCCCCCCUGCCACAGAGUCGGUUUGCCCCAGCCCAUUAAAAGUCAAACAUUCAGUAAACUGAUCUUAUAAAGAAAUGUCAUACGAGGUUCUUUUUUUUUUACUUGCAUGCCAAAUUUAAUGAAGGGGAGGAUGGGGAGGGGAGGAUUCCCUUUUUCCGAUUUUAUAUGCUAAUUUGUGGAUUCUAUGUGAUAGAGAAUUGUGAUCAAUAUGAACAUUUUUGAAUAAAAUCAAAUAUACUACUGACAAAGAAAACAUA